Talpa occidentalis (Iberian mole) is the source of this 4287-nucleotide messenger RNA. RefSeq names its product sarcoglycan beta (gene SGCB). Gene Ontology annotation, cellular component: sarcolemma; sarcoglycan complex. The transcript is spliced from 6 exons. Gene Ontology annotation, biological process: muscle organ development. The record is from RefSeq and is a predicted model, not a curated record. Lineage: Eukaryota; Metazoa; Chordata; Mammalia; Eulipotyphla; Talpidae. Bases 15 to 971 code for a protein of 318 amino acids.
GCGGGCGCGGGAAGAUGGCGGCAUCGGCGAGCGCGGCUGCGGCCGAGCAGAGUUCCAAUGGUCCUGUAAAGAAGUCCAUGCGUGAAAAGGCUGUUGAGAGAAGGAAUGUUAAUAAAGAGCAUAAUAGUAACUUCAAAGCCGGAUACAUUCCCAUUGAUGAAGAUCGUCUCCAUAAAACAGGACUGAGAGGGAGAAAGGGCAAUUUAGCCAUCUGUGUGAUUAUCCUCUUAUUUAUUCUGGCUGUCAUCAAUUUAAUUAUAACCCUUGUUAUCUGGGCUGUGAUUCGCAUUGGACCAAAUGGUUGCGAUAGCAUGGAGUUUCACGAAAGUGGUCUGCUUCGAUUUAAGCAAGUAUCUGACAUGGGAAUUAUACAUCCUCUCUACAAGAGCACAGUAGGAGGGAGGCGAAAUGAAAAUUUAGUCAUCACAGGAAACAACCAACCUAUUGUUUUCCAGCAAGGGACAACAAAGCUCAGUGUAGAAAAGAACAAAACUUCUAUUACAAGUGACAUUGGAAUGCAGUUUUUUGACCCAAGGACUCAAAAUAUCUUGUUCAGCACAGACUAUGAAACGCAUGAGUUUCAUUUGCCAAAUGGAGUGAAAAGUUUGAAUGUUCAAAAAGCAUCUACUGAAAGGAUUACCAGCAACGCUACUAGUGACCUAAAUAUAAAAGUUGAUGGACGUGCUAUCGUGCGUGGAAAUGAAGGCGUAUUCAUUAUGGGCAAAACCAUUGAAUUUCACAUGGGUGGUAAUAUGGAGUUCAAGGCGGAAAACAGCAUCAUCUUGAAUGGAACCGUGAUGGUCAGCCCAACUCGCCUACCUAGUUCCUCCAGUGCAGACCAGUUUAGCAGCAGCGAGUGGGUGCGCUACAAGCUGUGUAUGUGUGCUGAUGGGACGCUCUUCAAAGUUCAAGUAACAGGCCAGAACAUGGGCUGCCAAAUCUCAGACAACCCCUGUGGAAACACUUACUAGAAGAACCUGAGAGUUCACCAGUAUACUCACAUCUAAACUUGGCUUUUGUUUUUUAAGAGCGACGCACAUCAUGUUUUUACAGAGUUCGUGACAACGCAUAAUUAUUUUAUCUGCAGAGCACUACUAUUAUAUAGUCUUGAUAUUUAGAAAUUCUCAGAGAGCCCAAAUUCUGUUAUAUUUCAUUAAGUUGUGCUGAUCUUCAAAGUUCUCUAAAAUAAUUAUCAAAAGUUGAGUAAAAUCAAAAUCUCCUUAAUGAAGUGCUUUUAAAGUACUGUUCCUUUUCUAAAAGAUAAAGCACUGCAACAAUUAUUUAGACUCUCUGAAAGUUUUUGAUAACUAAUGGGGAUAGACCCACUUAAAGUGAUUGAAAGGUACCCUGUCAAUAGAUGUGACACGCUCCGUCUUUUGGAUUCUAAGAGGAAAGACUUUACUACAUUCACUUUCAUCCAUAUUCUUCAUAUCUUGCAAUUGAAGUCAUUAAAGAACUUUACAUAUGUGAGAGAAGAAAAACUAUGGUUCCUUAGUUUGCACAAAGAAGAAGAAAAUAGAGUGUUUACUUGAAAUAAUGAUAAAUAGUAAGUGUUCGCAAUGUGGUAGAAAUGAAAACAAUCUCAGCUGUAACUUUUAGUGAUUACAGCUGUCAUUUAUGGAGCAUCUUACACACGCUAGGCAUUGCGUAGGAUUGCAUGUCUAAUGUCUCUUAUUCUCACCACAACUUUGUGAAUGGACAUUAUUAUCCCAGUUUUACCCACUAGUAAACAGAAGAUCAGAGAAUUUAAGAGAGUUAUUGAAUGUCUCAUAGGACUUCCAGAGUUGGGAUUGAAAUUCUGGUGUAAGUCAAACCUAAAUGUAACUGCUCAGAAUAUCACAUUCCUGUCACUAUCUGAAUUGAAGUUAUAAUUAUUUAAAACUCUAGAUAGAUGAACAAACAUGAACUUAAACUUAUCUAAGCAGAGAAGACUCAAAUAAUAAAUGCUUAGUCAGUAAAGAUAAAUAUCAUAUCCAAAAUAUGAUCAGUCACUAUCAAAUUUUGAACUACCUUAUGCUAAUUUUGAAGUAUAGUGAGAUUAAAUUGACCUUGUUGUGGAUUACCCUAUUUUCUCAGUCAAUGGGACUGGGCCCUACAAUAUGUACGGUAAAAGGUUGUUAAGGUAUUUAUACUCUCAGUCUUCCUGCCAACACUGGGAAGUGGGGAGCAUGGCCCCAAGCAAGUGCUGCUGGCCCCAGGAAUGACCGAGGGCAUUUACCCCUAUGGGACAUAUAAAUAGUACUCUUUUUAAUGUGUCCUAAGCCUUGAAAAGAACCAGGUAGCAGUAGACUAAAGCAUGCUAAUGCAGGAAUUAAUACAAGUAAUUCUUAAGUAAGAAAAUUGAUCUCGGCUCCCAACAUCACUACCAUCCCAGUGUAAAUGAUCUAUAGCCUUCAUGCUAGUUGAUUUUUAAUGUAUUUUUUAUUGACUCAAAAGGAACUAUGGCACUAUGAAGACACACAGUAUCAGGAACAGAGAUCUCAAAAUAUUUGUUGUAAAGUAGGUAGUAGAGAUAAUUCACAGGCCCCACACUGCAUUCUAAUACAACAGUAUUCUAUCUUAGUCACUUUGAACUGUGUAGAUAAGCAAAUCAAUACAAUAACCAGUUUGCACUCUAUAUUGUUACAGUUCUCUCUGAGAGAAAACCUCAAAGCUUAGAGAUUGUGAAUACUCUUCGAGUAUACUAAAAUAGUGAUUGACUUACUUAUACGGAGAGUUUUUACAUAAAAAAGGGAGGGAAAUUUAUAACCUCUUCAGUGCUGUUACUUUUGGUGAUAUUUAGAACCCAUUUGAAUAUAUUCAGUACCAUUUAAUGGAAUUUUCAUUCAGAUAAUUUGUAUAUUUUUUAAUUUUACAUACAUCACUUGCCUGCUCUAUUCAGAUUUGUUUUGAGAAUUUAAAUAUUGUUACAAAAGUCAUAGGACACUAUGUUACAAAGUAUUAUUUAUUGAAUGUAAUCCAUGAAAUCUAUUUUUACUUCUCUGAUAAAUACUUGUUUUGGUACAUCUCCAUGAAGUGCUUUUGACAUGAGAGGAUAUUUUGAUGUUUUUAUAUAGCUGUUGCUAAGUAACAGGCAUAGUAUUUGGGACACCUUACACGUAGCACUUGCUUUUCCACUGAAAGGUAGACCUGGAAGAUUCAUUAGAAAGUAGAACAAGAACAAACCAUCCAUUUUACCUGCAACUACUUUGCCUAUCAGUAAAACUUAAGCUAUUCAUCUCACCACAGAUGGCAUUUUUUUAUUAACUAAAAUGUUACCUUUUUCUCUGCCUGCUGUUUUUCCUUCCCUCCAUUGAUCACUGUUGUGACCAGCAGCAGACUUGGGGGAGGUAGAUGACAAAGACAGGAUCUAGGAGAAGGGGGAAGAUGCCUGCUUAUUCAAAUUACCACAGUGCUUUAGAGGUCGAUUGCAAUGACAUGGGGACACAUCAAAUAAAAGAAACAUAUUUGAGACCAUCUAAUGGGCAGGAAGGAAAAACGCAAAGCCACCCCAAGAGGGACUGCCCACAGACAAUCUGCUCUAUUUAAAAAGAUACUUAUUUUUAUUCUUGCAUUAUCAAAAACAAAACUGAUUGUGAUGAUUUGAUCAUGAAAGGUAGAAGUUCUACCUAAUUUUGAAGGAGUUUCUUUUUAAAGGGUGAGAAUGUUAUGGUGCUAAACUUGAAAAAAAGGAAGAGACCAUUCAAAUGCUGAUAGAUCUUAAAAGUGUUGAAGGAACAAAGGUUACAAAUUCUGCCAUAUAAAAAUAAACCUAUACAUGUUUUGGAUUGCUAAUUUGAGUUUCAGUAUUCAGUUUGUAAUAACUAUUAAUGACCUCUGUUUAUAAUAAAAAUUCUGCCAAUUGUUUGCUGUUAAUUUUUUAAUGGUUAAAGUAAUAAUACAAACUUGAUGAAUUUAAAUAUAGCUUGAGAAUGGCACACCAUCACUUGUGUAAACUCUCUGAAAUCCUAGCAUUUUUUUAGUUAGAAUUUGUAUGGUUCCAGUUUGGAUAGUCCUACCCUCUGUGCAUUUCACAAGACCUUUCUUCAGUGGCUGUUCCCCGUGUCCCAGGGAAAUGUGCUCACUGUCACCAAAGUGAAAGGCCAGAGUCUAGAGAUGAAAGGGUGAAGGUUUGCACAGACCAGGCUCCCUGAGCCAACAGGUGGAGCCUUAAAGGCUGCCCUCUAAAAUCUCUGUCUCAUUUGAUCCUGUUAGAGAACUGUUGAAAACAACUGUAGUAUCCUAAGGUAUGCCUUUAGAAACACUGUUAUAAUUGUGUUCUUUGUACGGCUUAUAAAAAGUAGCCUC